ACAGGCAAGGGGAGAGGAGUGGAUGACUGAGCGCAACCUGAAUAGAGAGUAGUGUGCUCCAUAACACGGCGAGACCGGAAAGAACAAUGCUGAGAAUAUCGAGGAAAUGGAAACAUGACAGUGAAUCAAGUGGAUAUUUCUACAUUUGAGGAUUACAAAUACAGAGACUGGAUGGACACCUGUUAUUGUGGCAUCGUAACAGUUUGUCUGAACUGGGUAGUCCUCAGCGAUUGACUUUGACCUUCCUUAGUCAGCAGACUGCUUGACUGCGUGGUGUGGGAAGAAAGAUGGAGAGGCGGAGACAGGGAGUGUCCACCGGAAAACAGCGAAAAAGUGGAGUAGUAGUCAGGGGAGUUGAUGCAUUGUGAUGAGAGAGCUCGCUGCAUUGCACAAGUCACACUAUUACAGACAUUCUCUCUCAUAGAUGGGGCCAAUUCAACUUUGCCUACAAACUUAUUCUCUGGACUGUACUGGGGUUUACAACGCAUUUUGAACAACUUAAGAUUUUAGUCCUGCUAGUAUACUAUGAACAAUUCAGGAAACCCCUUGGGAUGUCCAGCUCGGGUGCCCAGAGUAGUGGACACCAGGACAGGGGAGGUUAGGGUGGGUGAGGGGGUAAGAAUUGGGGAGAGAGAGCCCCCUUUGCGAGUGUCACCUUUCAGAAUGCUCCGAAUGUUGGACUCAUGUCGUCCACCGGGAAAUCGCAUUGGUAUUGUCCAUGAGAAUGUGAAGAUGGGAUCAGAUGGAGAGAGUGAUCAGGCAUCUGGGACAUCUUCUGAUGAAGUCCAAAGCCCAGUCCGGGUCAGGAUGAGGAACAACCAUCACCGGAGAAUCUCUACUGAGGACAUAAACAAGAGGUUGUCCCUGCCAGCCGAUAUCAGACUACCAGAGGGUUAUUUGGAGAAGUUCGCCAUGAACAGCCCGCCUUUUGACAAACCAAUGAGCCGCAGGUUACGACGAGCUUCACUGUCGGAAAUCGGUUUUGGGAAACUUGAAACCUAUAUCAAACUGGACAAACUUGGGGAGGGCACCUACGCCACAGUGUAUAAAGGCAGAAGCAAAUUAACUGACAACUUGGUGGCUCUGAAGGAAAUCCGACUAGAGCAUGAAGAGGGAGCACCCUGCACAGCCAUCAGAGAAGUGUCUCUGCUGAAAGACUUGAAGCAUGCCAAUAUUGUCACCCUCCACGACAUUAUCCACACAGACAAGUGCCUGACUCUGGUGUUUGAGUACCUGGAAAAAGACCUGAAGCAGUACAUGGACGACUGUGGGAGCAUUAUGAGCAUUCACAAUGUAAAGAUCUUCCUGUUCCAGCUGUUGAGGGGUUUGGCUUAUUGCCACAAAAGGAAGGUCCUGCACCGAGAUCUGAAACCACAAAACCUACUCAUCAAUGAAAAGGGGGAGCUGAAACUGGCAGACUUUGGUUUAGCAAGAGCCAAGUCUGUUCCAACAAAAACCUACUCAAAUGAAGUAGUGACGUUAUGGUACCGUCCUCCAGAUGUGCUACUGGGAUCCACAGAGUACUCCACACCCAUCGACAUGUGGGGUGUUGGCUGUAUUUUUUAUGAGAUGAUCACUGGCAGACCCUUGUUUCCAGGGUCGACUGUGGAGGAUGAGCUCCACCUUAUAUUUCGGAUACUUGGUACCCCUACAGAGGAGUCCUGGCCAGGCAUUACCACAAGUGAAGAGUUUAAGACUUACAACUUCCCGCAAUAUCAAGUUGAACCUCUGGUGAACCAUGCACCAAGGAUAGACAGUGAUGGUCAUGACUUGCUGUCUUUGCUAUUAAAGUUUGAAGCAAAGAAAAGAAUAUCAGCAGAAGACGCUCUAAAACAUGUUUAUUUUAGAAGUCUCGGUGAACAGGUUCAAACACUGGCAGACACGGCAUCCAUAUUUUCAGUAAAGGACAUCGCGCUACAGAGAGAUCCAGGGAAGAGAUCUUCAGUCUAUCCAGAAUCAAGUCAGGGAAAGAGCAGGAGGCAGAGUGUACUGUUUUAGUGCUAGCGACGCUGCUGAAGAGAGGAUGACCAGAUGAGGACAAGGCUGAACGAGACACUUGUAACUGUCUGGCAGAGUCUCCUAUACCAUGUCACUUGUCUACACCGAAGGAGUGACCCACACACAAACUCUACCCCAUGUAAACCUAUGGAAUUGACAGAAGUAUGGCUGAAGAAUUGAUACUUGAUUAAAAAAUAAUUCCCACAAGUAGGAUCCUCCUUCCUUGCUGCUGCUACUACUGCUGCUGUCCACAAGAGGGCAGCGUUAUGACUUGCUGUAUCAGUGAGAUGUAUGGAAAAAAAUAUUGGGGACUUGCACCUCAGAAGUGAACUUUCUGCCCUAUUUAAAAGAACCAUACAGUCUCUAAAUAUCUCCAAAGACACACCAGACACUGUCCAAUUUGAGUGUGUGUCUUCUACGGGAGUUUACAUAGUUAAAGUUAAGCACCUUAUUGUUCAGUAGACAUCAGGGUGGCUGUCAUAACUUACCUCAUCCAGCACAGACGUUCAAAAUGAAGAAGUGAACCAAAAAACAAAAUAUAAGAUGGACAUCACCACAUAUCAGUUCAUGAAGAAACAUGCUGUAAAGGCUUGCUUAGCACUCCUGUUUCAUGGAUAGAGAUGUCAAGGAUGUUUUCACAACACUCCUGAUGUGUACUUCUAUUUUGCCUUUAUCUCUCAAUGUCCAGAUCGUUUUGCACCUAAUUUUACCUCUUUAGACCAAGUAGAAGGCCUGAAACCUCUUCUGGCUACACUCACCUGCCUUUUUAUGUUCAAUCUGUAUAUAUUUGAUCAAACCUUUCUUGAAUUUUGUUUCAAUUUGGAGUUGUAUGACUGAGGACGUGUUGCACAUUCCUUAAGCUCAGGACUCAUUACGAUAGCGUGGUGAUUUGAAUGCUGUAAGUAAGGCUGUCUUUAUGUCCUACCUAGCUGAAAAACCCUUUGCAAAGUUAGCUCAAAGUGACGCCCAAUCAGUCAUUAUAGAACAAUCGGGUAUAACAUUAUUACUACCGAAAUACAACACCAUUGCCUCAGUGAGUGACAUGAAUAACACAACAUAUUGAUAAUACAUAUCUUUUUGUUAUCUUCUGGGUGAGUUUGCCAAGGAAACAUCUAUGAUAGAGAAAAAAAAAAAUAGGUCAAAGUGCAUGGUCGCUUCCAACUGACCCACCUAUGUAUCUCUAAUCUUAUAUUAUUUAAGCUUAGAUAAGCUUAUAUUGCUGAAGAUGACACAGUUGUAUAUAUAUAAGGAUAUAUAUUCACAGGUGGUCAUAAUGUUAUGUCUGAUUGGUGUAUCAUACAUCUUCUGACACUCAUUUUUCAUUCUUGCCUAUAGGCUACUUGCCGUUUUGAGCAUGUGUUGAGUUUGUAUGUGAAACAUUUACAUCAAUGCAAUAUUCUCAGCUAGUUUGCAUGUUUUUACUUUUGUACACAUCACACUGACAUAAUAAAGGCAAUGACAAAUCACAAUCUUCAGACACUGCAUUGUGUAGAACAGUGCAUUAACUCAGUGCUUUGGUAAAGGAACAAUGUUGUUUCAUGAGACUUAACUUUCCAAGCUGCCAGAAACAACAGGACCAAAGCUUAAAGCACAUGUCUCAUAGACCAUUUGUCGAUAUUGUACUGUAUAUGAAGGUUGUGUUGGUGUUUUAAUUGCCCUGGUCUCUCCUGCUCAGAACAUCAGUGAAUGAGGGCCAUGGAAACUUCUUUGUGUCACUGUCAUAAUACUAAAUCAUUAUAAUAUAAGUAAUUCCUGCAAUGCAUGUGGUAAGUGUAACUCCAUUUUGAAAUUCUCAAAUCUAGUUACAUUUCCUUAAUAGUACCUAAAUUUGACUCUAUAUUUCUUGGUAUUCAAUUAUUCAAAAUUUUACAGUGAUGUAAACAAAUUUCCUUGACCUUGCUUUAUCAGAAUGGUGUCUUGUUAACCCAGAGUGUCACAGUAUGUAGCAUGUACAAAGAGAAAGCCCUCACUAUGUUGUAAAUAGUGUAUAGGUUUGAUACUGCUGUUCUUGCUUUCGGUUUAUGGAGAUCUCAUAGCAAUAUUUCUGUAACAAAUUAAGAAGCCACGGUGAUGUGAUGAUUUGAUUUGAGAGGAGAUGACUGUGAAUGAUUGAAUUGUGAGACUAAAAAAAAUUGACCCUUGCUUGGUCCAAAAGCGUGGAGUGUACUUUUGUGUUGCAAAGAAGAAGUAACAAACACUGUUUUUUUUUUUGUUUUUGUUUUUUUUGUUUUUUUUGUUUUUUUUUACCAAUGAAAGCCAUAUGGUCAUAACCAGGUCUGCAGAUAAUGUGGGUGAAUGGGGAUCACAUCUGAGCACAGGCCUAAUAAAGCAAAAUGGGGUGCAAACCUA
Molecule: messenger RNA, 4347 nt
Organism: Periophthalmus magnuspinnatus
Lineage: Eukaryota; Metazoa; Chordata; Actinopteri; Gobiiformes; Gobiidae
Product: cyclin-dependent kinase 17-like
Exons: 15
Coding region: 526-1998 (490 amino acids)
Biological process (GO): protein phosphorylation; exocytosis; neuron projection development
Cellular component (GO): synaptic vesicle; cytoplasm; nucleus
Molecular function (GO): protein kinase activity; ATP binding
Source: RefSeq, a predicted model, not a curated record